CUUACUGAAGGCUGCGGGGUAGCUCGAUUCAUUCUCUUCGCACAAUUCAGGUCUUGCAAUGGCUUCAGCUUGGCAGAAACUUGAAUCCAUGCAUCGAUGGAUUCUGGAGAAUGGAGAUAAGAGAACAGACCCAUGGCUGCUAGUUUAUUCUCCCAUGCCAGUGUUCUAUAUAUUUCUGUGCUACCUUGGUAUUAUCUGGAUAGGACCUAAACUAAUGAAACACAGGGAACCAGUUGACCUAAAGAUUGUACUCAUUGUCUACAACUUUGCCAUGGUUUGUUUAUCUGUCUACAUGUUUCAUGAGUUCCUGGUAACAUCCUGGCUGGCAAACUACAGUUAUCUAUGCCAACCUGUCGACUACAGCACCAGCCCUUUGGCAAUGAGGAUGGCAAACGUGUGUUGGUGGUUCUUCUUUUCGAAGGUCAUUGAGCUCAGCGACACGAUCUUUUUCAUUUUAAGAAAAAAGAAUAACCAGUUGACCUUCCUGCAUGUCUAUCACCACGGCACUAUGAUCUUCAACUGGUGGGCGGGAGUGAAAUAUGUUGCAGGUGGCCAGUCAUUUUUCAUCGGGCUGCUGAACACGUUUGUACACAUUGUGAUGUAUUCCUACUAUGGACUAGCUGCACUAGGGCCUCGUGUCCAAAAAUACCUGUGGUGGAAACGGUAUCUUACCUCACUUCAGCUGCUUCAGUUUGUCCUGCUGACAACUCACACUGGUUACAACCUCUUUACUGAGUGCGACUUCCCAGACUCCAUGAAUGCAGUAGUGUUUGCCUACUGUGUUAGCCUCAUUAUACUCUUCAGUAACUUCUACUACCAGAGCUACGUUACCAAAAAGAGCAAGAAGUCUUAGUGGAGUCUCAGCACACACAGUAGGAGCUUAUGCAAGAUAUCAUAAAGCCAUUGUCUGUUCACUGGGCGACUGCUGGCACAGCACUUGGAUAUUGUGUGUUCUUGCUCUUGUUCAUUGCCCCUUGCAUUUCUGAAUGGCAAAUGUACUGUGUUUAGAAAACUAGAGACAUUCCAUGUGAGGGGACAGAUGCAAAAACCAGACUUUCCAGUGCAAUUCACCAGUACUUGAAUUCUGUGUAAUAAGUUUGUUGCUCUGUGAUUUUUUUUUUUUUUUGCAUUAAA
Messenger RNA from Chanos chanos (milkfish), 1134 nucleotides. It is a transcript of the gene elovl8b, whose product is annotated as ELOVL fatty acid elongase 8b. NCBI's taxonomy places the organism in Eukaryota, Metazoa, Chordata, Actinopteri, Gonorynchiformes, Chanidae. Gene Ontology annotation, biological process: fatty acid elongation, saturated fatty acid; very long-chain fatty acid biosynthetic process; fatty acid elongation, monounsaturated fatty acid. Gene Ontology annotation, cellular component: endoplasmic reticulum membrane. Gene Ontology annotation, molecular function: fatty acid elongase activity. Bases 59 to 853 code for a protein of 264 amino acids. The record is from RefSeq and is a predicted model, not a curated record. The transcript has 8 exons.